Aspergillus campestris IBT 28561 is the source of this 4685-nucleotide messenger RNA. Its product is annotated as aminophospholipid-translocating P4-type ATPase DRS2. Bases 200 to 4273 code for a protein of 1357 amino acids. Gene Ontology annotation, molecular function: ATP hydrolysis activity; ATP binding; ATPase-coupled intramembrane lipid carrier activity. The record is from RefSeq and is a predicted model, not a curated record. The transcript is spliced from 3 exons. Lineage: Eukaryota; Fungi; Ascomycota; Eurotiomycetes; Eurotiales; Aspergillaceae. Gene Ontology annotation, cellular component: plasma membrane. Gene Ontology annotation, biological process: phospholipid translocation; intracellular protein transport; post-Golgi vesicle-mediated transport.
ACAAGGACCUUACACCUCGAUUCCCUCUCCACUUUCGUGUCCUUUCGUAAUUCUCCGUCUCCUCCCCUCCUUGCGCCUCGUGCCUUUCCAUUCCACGCCCUCCUGAACCCCCCUCCUCUCCCCUCUCCGAUCCCGGUCGUUCGAUCAAUGCUCCAGGGGCACACCAUCACAGUGACGGUGUCUGUCCACCUUCAACAUCAUGGCCAGCGGUAGGCCUCCCGGACAUCAUUCAGCCGCUGGCCGUGAUGAUGAUCUGCUGGGGCUGGAGGAGUCCGCUCCCAUUUACAACACAGGCCGCGGCCCCCCCGUUAACGAUGAACACCUCUUGCGACGGUACGAUAUCGACGACUCCGACCACCUCCAACCGCGCCCCUCGGUGUCCUACGACAACUUCGUCGGCGGUCAGGUCCCAUCGCAUACCGGUGUCCAUCUGACGGCCGGGGCGCAUGCCCCGUCUCAGGCGGGUUCGUUCGUCAGCGACCCGUAUUCAGGCAACGACAUGUCUCGAUCCUAUUCGCAGACCUCCGGACUGGACAACUACAGGCGCUAUUCAGUCGACGACUAUGGAGACGACCGGUCGAUGCACGACUACUACAUGGAUGAUGGGGACGACCGCUUGGCCGAUCACCGCGUGCGGCAGGCCAAGGAGCGGAACAGUAUCCUUGGUCUAGGAGGCGGGCUGAUGGGGAGGGCCAAAAGCAUGCUGGGCAUGGGCCCCGAAUACUCGGAGAUGGACCUUCCCCUGACGGAACAUGGGGCCGGUGCCACACGGAUCGACAGCGCUGAACCUGAUGAGUCCGCUGCGGCCGGGGCGCCUAGGAAGGCCAAAAAGCCCGGCUUCAAGUUCGGUUUUGGCCGGCGGAAGGUCGACCCCUCGACCCUGGGUCCUCGAAACAUCGUCUUGAACAAUCCGCCCGCCAACGCGGUCCACAAGUUCGUCAACAACCAUGUGUCCACGGCCAAGUACAACGUCUUCACCUUCAUCCCGAAGUUCUUGUUCGAACAGUUCUCCAAAUACGCCAACUUGUUUUUCUUGUUCACCGCGGUCUUGCAGCAGAUCCCGAAUGUGUCGCCCACCAAUCGAUACACCACUAUCGGCCCGCUCAUCGUCGUGUUGCUGGUCUCUGCCAUCAAGGAGUUGGUGGAGGAUUACAAGCGGAGGUCGUCGGACAAGUCCCUGAACUACUCCAAGACGCAGGUCUUGAAGGGCUCGGCCUUCCACGAGACGAAGUGGGUCGAUGUUUCAGUCGGGGACAUCAUUCGCGUCGAGUCCGAACAACCGUUCCCGGCCGACAUGGUGCUCUUGGCCUCCUCGGAGCCGGAAGGCUUAUGCUACAUCGAAACCGCUAACCUGGAUGGAGAAACCAACCUGAAGAUCAAGCAGGCGAUCCCCGAGACGGCUCACCUCGUCAGCCAAGCGGACCUCAGCAGGUUGAGUGGUCGGAUCCGGUCCGAACAGCCCAACAGCAGUCUCUACACCUACGAAGCGACCCUGACCAUGCACGCCGGAGGCGGCGAGAAGGAACUGCCGUUAGCGCCGGAUCAGCUUCUCCUUCGAGGAGCGACCCUGCGGAACACGCCGUGGGUGCACGGAAUCGUGGUCUUCACCGGUCAUGAAACCAAACUGAUGCGCAAUGCCACGGCGACGCCGAUCAAGCGGACGGCAGUGGAGCGCAUGGUCAACAUACAGAUUUUGAUGCUGGUCAGCAUUCUGCUUGCCCUUAGCGUGAUCAGCUCCGUCGGCGACCUGAUCAUCCGUCAGACGCAGCAUGAUAAGCUGGUUUACUUGGACUACGGCAACACGCACCCGGUCAAGCAAUUCGUUCUAGAUAUCUUCACUUACUGGGUCCUCUACUCCAACCUGGUACCCAUUUCGCUCUUUGUCACGAUCGAGAUCGUGAAGUAUGCCCAGGCGUUCCUGAUCAACUCCGAUCUCGACAUCUACUACGACAAGACGGAUACUCCCGCCACCUGCCGGACGUCGUCCUUGGUCGAAGAGCUCGGACAGAUCGAGUAUAUUUUCUCCGACAAGACUGGCACCCUGACUUGCAACAUGAUGGAGUUCAAGCAAUGCACGAUCGCUGGCAUUCAAUACGGUGAAGAUGUCCCGGAGGACCGACGAGCCACGGUGGAAGACGGGGUCGAGGUCGGCGUCCACCCCUUCAAACAGCUCCAGGAGAACCUCAAAUCCCAUCCGUCAUCCGGAGCGAUCCAUCAUUUCCUCACGUUACUUGCCACUUGCCAUACGGUCAUUCCCGAAAAGUCGGACAAGGACCCCGACGUGAUCAAAUAUCAGGCGGCGUCUCCCGACGAGGGUGCCCUGGUCGACGGUGCUGCCACGCUGGGUUAUCGCUUCACGAACCGUAGACCUCGGUCUGUGAUUUUCAAAGCCGAUGGACAGGAAUAUGAAUACGAACUGCUCGCGGUGUGCGAGUUCAACUCGACGAGAAAGCGGAUGUCGACCAUUUUCAGGUGUCCCGAUGGGAAGAUCCGCAUCUACACCAAGGGCGCGGACACGGUCAUCCUCGAACGUCUGAACCCACACAACCCUAUCGUCGAGGCGACGCUACAACAUCUGGAAGAGUAUGCAUCGGACGGUCUUCGGACGCUGUGUCUGGCGAUGCGUGAAAUCUCAGAGGACGAGUUCCAGCAAUGGUACCAAAUAUUCGACAAGGCGGCCACCACCGUCAGUGGAAACCGUCAGGAUGAGCUGGACAAGGCUGCCGAGCUCAUUGAGAAGGACUUCUUCCUUCUGGGAGCAACAGCAAUUGAGGAUAAACUGCAGGAUGGUGUUCCUGACACUAUCCACACCCUCCAGACUGCGGGAAUCAAGGUCUGGGUGUUGACCGGUGAUCGACAGGAAACGGCCAUCAACAUUGGCAUGUCCUGCAAGCUCAUCUCGGAAGACAUGACAUUGUUGAUCGUGAACGAGGAUUCCGCUCAAGAUACACGGGAUAACAUCCAGAAGAAAAUGCAGGCCGUCCAGAGCCAAAGUGCUGCUGGUGAAGCCGAACCGUUGGCCCUCGUCAUCGACGGUCGAUCCCUGACUUUCGCCCUGGAAAAGGACAUGGAGAAACUGUUCCUGGAUUUGGCUGUCAUGUGCAAGGCUGUGAUUUGUUGUCGUGUCUCCCCGCUUCAAAAAGCUCUGGUCGUGAAGCUUGUCAAGCGCCAUCUGAAGUCCCUUCUCUUAGCUAUUGGCGACGGGGCCAACGACGUUUCUAUGAUCCAAGCCGCUCAUGUUGGUGUUGGUAUCAGCGGUGUCGAAGGUCUCCAAGCCGCCAGGUCUGCAGAUGUUGCCAUCGCGCAGUUCCGCUUCCUUCGCAAGCUGCUCCUUGUCCAUGGUGCUUGGAGCUAUCACCGGAUCAGUCGAGUUAUCUUGUAUUCCUUCUACAAGAAUAUUGCGCUUUACAUGACGCAGUUUUGGUAUUCGUUCCAAAAUGCGUUCUCCGGUGAAGUUAUCUACGAAUCGUGGACACUGUCCUUCUACAACGUCUUCUUCACGGUGCUUCCGCCAUUUGCGAUGGGCAUCUGUGACCAGUUCAUCUCCGCUCGACUCUUGGAUCGGUAUCCCCAGCUGUACCAGCUUGGGCAGAAGGGCGUGUUCUUCAAACGGCACAGUUUCUGGUCGUGGAUCCUCAACGGCUUCUACCACUCCCUGAUCCUCUACAUCUUCUCGCAGCUGAUCUUCCUUUACGACCUCCCGCAAGCCGAUGGCAGAACAGCGGGCCACUGGGUCUGGGGCUCCGCCCUGUACACCGCGGUCCUGGCCACGGUGCUCGGCAAGGCCGCGCUGAUCACGAACAUCUGGACCAAGUACACGUUCAUUGCCAUCCCCGGCUCGAUGGUCAUCUGGUUGGUUUUCCUGCCGGCCUACGGUUACGCAGCGCCGGCGAUCGGAUUCUCUGAAGAAUACUACGGCACUGUCCCUCGGAUCUUCACCUCCCCAAUCUUCUACCUCAUGGCGGUUGUGCUCCCCUGCCUGUGCCUCAUGCGCGACUACGCCUGGAAGUACGCCAAGCGCAUGUACUACCCGCAGCACUACCACCACGUGCAGGAGAUCCAGAAGUACAACGUCCAGGACUACCGGCCGCGGAUGGAGCAGUUCCAAAAGGCCAUCCGCAAGGUGCGGCAGGUGCAGCGCAUGCGCAAACAGCGCGGCUACGCAUUCAGCCAGGCCGACGAGGGCGGGCAGAUGCGCGUGGUCAACGCGUACGAUACGACGCGGGGACGUGGUAGAUAUGGUGAAAUGACGAGUUCGAGGGCUCUCGUAUAAUGAUUGGUUUAUUGUUAUUGAUCUUGCUUUCUAUUUUCCUCUCUCACACCGCUUACUACUUACUUUCUUGUUCUCUUAUUUUUGUCCAUCUGCUGAUUGAAGCUGUAUUGUGUGUGCAUUUCAGGCGGAUCUUGUAUUGAUUUUUGGUUUCAUAUCAUCUAUCUUCUUAUUUUCUUAUAUUACUAUCUUAUCUUUUUCUCUUUUCCCACUCGUGGUCAUCUUAGCUACGGUCGAUGCUGUCUUCUUAACCACGGUCAAUGUUGAAAUUGGUGAUAUCAAACAAAAGACCCCCGUUUUAUGCUGUCGGGUAUGGCGUGAGUUAUUUGAGUGAGUGGAGUGCGGUUGACGGGUAUAUACUACAACAAGACUAUGAGGACCUGUGAACGUGACGCCAAAUAUGACAACUUUGAGG